Molecule: messenger RNA, 1755 nt
Organism: Penicillium longicatenatum
Lineage: Eukaryota; Fungi; Ascomycota; Eurotiomycetes; Eurotiales; Aspergillaceae
Exons: 1
Coding region: 1-1755 (584 amino acids)
Source: RefSeq, a predicted model, not a curated record
AUGGAUCUGUAUUUUGCGCCUGAAGAGGCGUUCCUUUCCCAUUGCGUCGACACGAAUUUCGCACCUGAAAAAUCAUACUCACCCGACAGCUCGAAUUUGCCCGGAGAGCAAUACCGACCUGAAAGCAUGAACCUGUGUCAGUUGUCUGCAAAUGAAUCCUCGCCGGAAAGAAUGAUCCUGUGUGAGUUUCCCGAGCCACAGUCAGCCCGCAGCACAGAUGGGCUUUUCUUGCCUGCUGAGAAAUACGUACCCGACAAGUUGGACCUGAGUCUUUUGCCUGCCGAGAUGUACGAACUUCCACCUUCGGGCAUGUUCCUGUUGCCUGCCAAAACAUACGAGCCCGAGAGCGUAGACCCAUUUCUCUUGCCUGCAAGGACAUACUCGCCCAACAGCACAAGUGACUAUGGAUGCCAUGUUACACCCCCGAUGGAGGACCCAAAUGCGCACUCCAGUACAUGGUUUCGACCAACAGGACCAGAGGACGUUGCCGAUUAUCAGUCUCUUGCCGAAUGCAAUCCACACCUCAUUGAUAUCGAUACCGAAAUGGCAGACCUCAUGCAAGGGUUCAUGCCAAUUCCCCUACAAUCGAUUGAUAAGAUCCCAGACGAAUCCUCCAUCAGAGCUCUGCUCAGCCCUGAAUCGUGCAGUCCUGUUUUCUCCAACGCUGCAUUAGAAAUUGGGACUCACAAGUCGUUGAUUCCAGUGGCGUUGGAUCUGCCGGUCAAGCGCGGACCAAAUAAUCAGCCAACUUUGGUCAACCCUGGAGCUUCCAAGCGCCCUCGCAGCCAGGCAGCUUCUCUCCGUUCUGUGAACAGCACCCAAGGAACGAACCGACUCAGCGCAACCCGACACAUCACUUCUCGGCUCAGUACUCGACUCAGUACCCGCCCUAAUCUCUCGCGACAGUCGAGUGUUUUGCUUCUUCAUGGCGUGGAUGAGUUCAAUGAAACAGCUCGAAAUUUGACUGUAAGAAAUGUCGAGUCUCCCAAACGGAAGAAACUGUUCGGCAAUGACGGUUGGCUUGGACCUCAUCCUGGUUCAGUGAUUCAAUCACCAAUCUUUGAGCCACCUCCGGUACUACCUCUGAAUCCGACUCCCACGUCGAUAUCAAGGCCAGCCCUCUUCCGGGGCCUCAGCAAGAAGUUCAGAAAGCAAGUGACUAAUCACGAUCCAAAGAGCCCCUCGAAACCGUUCGCCAGUAGUUUGAUGGGAACUCUCAAGACUAAUCUUCAGAUGUCGUUGAAACCCACCUGCCAAGCAAAACUGUAUUCGGACCUAGAAGUGAUGAUCUGCACCACUGCCAAUGAUUUUCUGCUUCGUCAAUACUAUGACGGCCGCAUCUCUCAAUACUCCGUCAACAAGGUCCUCCAGCAAUGGGGAUCAAAGAAUCGUCCACAGGUGUACCAAUUCCACUUCGAUCAGACUACCCAACGGAGGCUGAUCCUGGAAAACCGUCGCACUCUGGAUUUCAGUGGUGGAUGUUCUACCAAUGCAAUGCAGUUCCACUCGAGCAUGCAAAGCUGGAAAGCCAUCGCGACAGAGAUGAGUGCCCGCACUUUUUGCCUGCCAGACAGUGCCAUUCGAAAGAACCUGUUCGAAAUUCAACAGAUCCUGGAUAUGUUGGGUGCACCGGUAUCAACCCUUCGAGAAUUGAAUGACCUGAUUGCCUGGGCGCAUUCGCAGAUGGUGGAAGCAUCCGAGUUGAGCCGUUCUUCCGACCAGAGUCAAAACCGCUCAUAUUCUCAUUUUGCAUAA